Triticum aestivum (bread wheat) is the source of this 2137-nucleotide messenger RNA. RefSeq lists its product as uncharacterized. Lineage: Eukaryota; Viridiplantae; Streptophyta; Magnoliopsida; Poales; Poaceae. The transcript has 8 exons. Gene Ontology annotation, biological process: positive regulation of ERAD pathway. Gene Ontology annotation, molecular function: ubiquitin protein ligase activity. The coding region runs from base 277 to 942 and encodes 221 amino acids. The record is from RefSeq and is a predicted model, not a curated record.
CCGCCUCCUGCAACGCCCCACCCUGCCUCACCACGCGCCGCUGGCCGCCGCCGCCCACCCCGCUGGCGCGCCUACCCCUACCCCGAGUGCCCCCACACCCGCAGCCUUCCACUGCCGGCGACCCGUGGCCUGCCACCGCCGACGACGAGGAACUGCCGGAUCUCGACGAAUCAGGUGGGGAAUGGCGCGUAGGCAGCGAAUCUGGAAGGAAGGCGGCCGGGGCUUGGAGCAUGACGGCUGCCGGUGCGCCAUAGCAUUGGGGGGAGGGGGUGUCCCAUGCUCCGUCCGUUUGUGUCCGCGCGAGGAGCUCACCCCCAAAUAACUCCUCGGGCGUCCUGCGGGCCCAGGCUGGAGGCGGCAGGCCCCAGCGCGGGGAGCCCGCCGCGAGGGCAGACAAGAAGGUGUCGAUUCGGAUCUCCGGGUCCGACGACGCGCCUGGCGCCGGCGGGGGACGCGGGAGGGCAGCAGCUCAUGGGUGAGGAGGCCCCCGCGACGCGGGGGGGGGGCCUCGAGGCCGGCACGGGCGGCGGGAGGGGGGACUCGACGUACCAGGGCUAUGACGUGCAGUGUCUGGUGAGGUGGGUGGACCACGUGCUGCCCUUCUCCCUGCUCCUCCUCGACGUCUUCAUCCUCCAGCACCUGCAAGGUUUCUUCGUAAUGAUUUGGAUUACCGCAGUCAUGUUCAAGUCAAAUGAUAUCUUGUGCAAGCAGACCGCUCUCAAGCAGGCUACAAGGUUGGGGGAGCGACCCUGCCGUUGUCAUGAUGACUGCUCCUUCUGGCCGGAUCGAGGCACGAAGACCUGUGGGAUCCCCUCCUUCGGCAGGACCUCCUCAUCUGAUUGCACUCUUGCAUGGACAGAGAGUGGAGCGCCAGCUUCAGUUUCUCAUCUGAUCCCACUUCUGGACUCCAUGAAUGAAGCUCGCAGGCACAGCCACAUAUAAUCUCACGCAUUCAAAAUGCUAGCUACAUGAAAUACGCCCAGAUUUACGAGUAGAAAUCCAAGAUUCCUCCUCUAUGUUCAAUUUUCCUAAUAGGAAGAACCAUACCAACAACCCUUGAACUAGAUUGGUCGAAGCAGCAUACAUACAUAUUCAUGUUUUACAUUUUAAAUUUGAAGACCAAGGCAACUCCCGUCGAUUUAAUUGGAGGCAUUGCAGUCCAAUUGUUCUAAGGAUUGGAACCAAAAAUCCACAGGCAUUGCAGUCCAAUUGUUCUAAGGAUUGGAACCAGACGUGUGACUCAAUACUGCUUGGAACAUCCUUUUAAGGUAUGUUCUUCUUCCGGGAUUGCAGAGAGCAUGGACCACCGUAUGGAAGGAGAUGUCAUCCUUGACUGUCGUUGUCUUUGGCAUGUUGCUACCAUUUUUUUUAAUACUUACACUGCAGAGACCUCAGUAUAUCCAUGUAGGUCAUGCCUUCAAAUUAGUUUUUUGACUCUUAUGUACGUGUGUGCUCUUGCAUUACUUACUGGAUCUUGUUGUAUACGAUGAUCCAAUGUCAGCUAUACAAAGGCUCUGAAUUAAAUUUUUUGUCAAGUUCAGUUUAGAUUUAAUUUUAUUCCACCUCUUUUUGAAUGGACAAUGUGUGUGCUGUUUAAACGAACACUAUGUGACAUUCAUAGGCAUUGUGAGGGCAUGGAGAAAGGAUUCAAUUUUUUAUUCUUUUUUUCAGCGUUCAGAGCUGUUACCUGCUACACCUACACACAUGGGAAACUUAAAUGUAGCAGUCCAAAAUUAAGAAGCAAACUUUAUUGCCGGUCAUCAAAAAAUCCAGUGACACUGCUGACACACGAGCAACUUCAUUUUUUAGUAGAGUUAGUAGAUGAUGCAGAUGACAGUUCUACCUGCAGGAGGUCCUAGAGGAUCCUUAAAUAUUGUACUACAUAAUCUCUUUCCAGAUUCUUGAAACUUGCACUCUUCUGUUGAAUUUCGCAUUUUGGUUGAUCUGUACUGCUUCUUUUAUUGUUGUCAGCCUAGAAUUAUAUCGCAUUUUAAUCUUUAAUGGGAAGAUUCAUAAUUAUGCUUUCAUACCAAUUUGACUGCAUGAUUUAAUUAGUGGCUGCAAUAUUAUUUCAUGGUCCACAACAGAACUAAAGGUGUCAAAAUGAAACAUUCUUCUUCCCAUGUAUCAAAGUAUU